UUUUUUUAUUUUUACUCGAAAACUAUCAAAAUCUUCUUGUUCGAUGGCGUAUGAGGGAAUCCUGUUGGGAAUGGGGAAUCCCCUUCUUGACAUUUCAGCUGUGGUGGACGAGCAGUUCCUAGAAAAAUAUGACAUCAAGUUGAACAAUGCUAUUCUUGCUGAGGACAAUCACUUGCCCAUGUAUGAAGAAAUGGCAACCAAGUAUAACGUGGAAUAUAUUGCUGGAGGUGCUACACAGAAUUCAAUUAGAGUUGCCCAGUGGAUGCUUCAAAUCCCUGGUGCAACUAGUUACAUUGGUUCCAUUGGAAAGGACAAGUUUGGAGAGGAGAUGAAGAAAAACUCAAAACUAGCUGGUGUUAAUGUGAAUUAUUACGAGGAUGACUCUGCACCAACAGGAACAUGUGCUGUUUGUGUAGAUGGUGGUGAGAGGUCACUUGUUGCUAACUUGUCAGCUGCAAAUUGUUACAAAUCUGACCACUUGAAGCAACCAGAAAUUUGGUCACUAGUGGAAAAGGCAAAAUACAUCUAUAUUGCUGGGUUUUUCCUUACUGUGUCUCCCGAGUCCAUCCAACUUGUUGCUGCACAUGCAGCUGCCAAUAACAAGGUCUUCGUAAUGAACCUUUCUGCUCCAUUCAUCUGUGAAUUUUUCAAGGAUGUGCAAGAGCAAGCUUUGCCUUAUGUGGACUAUGUUUUUGGAAAUGAGACAGAAGCAAGAACCUUCUCAAAGGUUCAUGGCUGGGAGACUGAUAAUGUUGAGGAGAUUGCUAUAAAGAUUUCCCAGUUACCCAAGGCAUCAGGAACACACAAGAGGAUUACUGUUAUCUCUCAAGGUGCAGAUCCUGUUGUAGUUGCUGAGGAUGGGAAGGUGAAACUAUUUCCUGUGAUCCUGUUACCCAAGGAGAAGCUGGUUGAUACAAAUGGAGCAGGGGAUGCAUUUGUUGGGGGAUUUUUGUCGCAGCUGGUUCUGGAGAGGCCCAUUGAAGACUGUGUUAGAGCUGGUUGCUAUGCCUCGAAUGUUAUAAUCCAAAGGUCAGGCUGCACUUAUCCGGAAAAGCCUGAUUUCAGUUAAGCUUAUUUAUGGCAAGACGCGGCACCUAUCCAUUGCAUUUGUGUUGACAGGCUGCAUUUAGUAACUCCUGAACCCCCAUGUCUGGUAAAGGAGUUUAGUUUGUUUUAAAUGUUGUAUUUGUUUGUGAUGAUCAUCCACAACAUGGAUGAGGUUAUCUGUGGGAAUUUACUAAAACAAAUGGGAUGUUUAGCAGUGAAAUGAUGAAUCUGGCCCAGUUCUGUUAUCAUGGGCAAUAAUCUAGAUUUCUUUCUGAUUUAA
Messenger RNA from Corylus avellana, 1327 nucleotides. RefSeq names its product adenosine kinase 2. Gene Ontology annotation, cellular component: cytosol; nucleus. The record is from RefSeq and is a predicted model, not a curated record. NCBI's taxonomy places the organism in Eukaryota, Viridiplantae, Streptophyta, Magnoliopsida, Fagales, Betulaceae. Gene Ontology annotation, molecular function: adenosine kinase activity. Gene Ontology annotation, biological process: purine nucleobase metabolic process; purine ribonucleoside salvage.